Molecule: messenger RNA, 501 nt
Organism: Hibiscus syriacus
Lineage: Eukaryota; Viridiplantae; Streptophyta; Magnoliopsida; Malvales; Malvaceae
Product: protein DSS1 HOMOLOG ON CHROMOSOME V-like
Exons: 3
Coding region: 81-302 (73 amino acids)
Biological process (GO): mRNA export from nucleus; proteasome assembly; double-strand break repair via homologous recombination
Cellular component (GO): proteasome complex; proteasome regulatory particle, lid subcomplex
Source: RefSeq, a predicted model, not a curated record
CUGGAUUCAGGCUUUUCAGAAUACUAAAACCCUUCUUCAAGAAAUCUCUAGUCUACGUGCAAUUGCGAUUCCGAGAAGAAAUGGCAACCAAACAACCAAAAUCGGCAACUGAAGACUUAAAGGUAGAUUUGUUUGAAGAUGAUGAUGAGUUUGAAGAAUUUGAGAUCAAUGAAGAGUGGGAGGACAAAGAAGGAAAGGAGGUGACACAGCAGUGGGAGGAUGAUUGGGAUGAUGACGAUGUCACCGAUGACUUCUCACUACAACUGAGGAGGGAACUUGAGAAUAACACUGGGAAGAACUAAGAUGGACUUUACUUUCACCGUCUUCGUUCAUCACUCCGCUCUGCCGAACUCCUGUUCGAUUCGAUUUUCUUUUCAGUGAAAAAGAAUGAACUAAUGAGCUAUAACUCUAUGCUUGGAUGUCCCUCUGGUGAGAACUUAAAAAUGCAGAAACUGGGUUUAUGUUUCUCUGAAAUAUAGAUAUCAAAUUAGCUGAUUGUGC